Messenger RNA from Nomascus leucogenys (northern white-cheeked gibbon), 3819 nucleotides. It is a transcript of the gene HGH1, whose product is annotated as HGH1 cochaperone. NCBI's taxonomy places the organism in Eukaryota, Metazoa, Chordata, Mammalia, Primates, Hylobatidae. The record is from RefSeq and is a predicted model, not a curated record.
AAAACGCUGGGAUUACAGGCAUGAGCUACCGCACCUGGCCUAAGUACUGCUAUCCUGAAGGAGGCGGACAGAAAGCAAGCAGUCAUGGGUGGCGGGUGGGCUGAGUCUCUGUAAGUUGCCCAGGGAAGAUAGCUCUGACAAAUAAUUAGAAGUUGCCAGCCUUGUGUACAGCUGAGAAAAGAGCAUUCCAGGCAGAAGAGACAGCAAGUGCAAAGACUCUAAGGCCAGAAAGGCCACCAAAGUUGUUUGGUUCCGUGUCCUGAGCUACCAGCUUGGCAGAUGGCUGGUGCCCAAAAAAUGCUAGAGUGAGGGAAUGCCCUUCUUUUGCCCUCCCUUCCUCCCCAGUCUGUGUGUCUCUAGAAGGUUGCUGCUCUGCCCACAGUGGAGGACACGUGAAGAACUGGAGUCCUUUCCUGGGGCAGACUCCAAUACUGGGACAAAGAAACUCUUCUGCUAGGACCAUGGAACUGGGAGGUCCCAGUGUCUUUCUUUCCCAACUGCUCUGAGAAAAUCGGCCAGUGGCAGGUGGAAAUGACACGGAACCACAGAGCAGCAGGGCGGCAGAGAGGGAGAGUGAUGGUAGGGUAGACAGUACAAGGCUCCAGAGAGCUCCUGGAUAAAGCAGUGCCGGAAGCUGGCUCCCUCCAAACCUCCAUUUACAAAUUUUCUCUUCGUGCAAGUCAGUUUGAGUUGGGUUUGUCACUUGCGACUGAAGACGUCCUGACAAAUGCCCCAAAGCUACCAGCUCAGAGAUGCCCAGAGGCCUCUCCAAAGCUGCCUCCUCAGGUCCCCACUGAGGCCCUGUGUUGUCCUGUCCCUGGACGACCUGAGCUUCUCGGUGGCUGUGCCAGCCUGGACAAGGGCAGGCCUUCCUUCCGAGAGGCCCGUGGCCACUCCCCCAUUCAGCCCUUCUCUGACCCGACAGUCUAGUCUAGGAGCCGGGGCGCGGGCCUCAGACCCUCAGGGCCCACGAGAGGCCAGGGCCGGCUGACCAGGUUCGGCGUGGCCAGCGCCCAGUGGGAAGCACUGGCCGACCUAGCCGAGACCACACGUUAGUUUCCAGCAACUGUGGACUCGGGAAGCGGCCAAAUCGCGCCGGGCCUCGGCCCCCAAGGCUCGGGACAUCCCAGCGCUCAGUCGCCAACCUCCGCAGCUUCCGGCCAGACGCCGAGACCCAUAACGCCCCGCGCGCGGCCUGGCCCCACCCUCCGCACGCCAGUCCCGCUCCUUGAGCCCAGUGCGUAGCCUCGGAUUGGCCAGGGUGGCUUUCGCUCCUCUGGUGGGCGGGGCUGCGGGCCACACAGCGGACCCCCAAGUGGACCGCUGGCACCGGUCGGGUGGCAGCAGAGUGUCGCUCGACAUGGGGGAGGCCGGGGCUGGCGCUGGCGCGCCAGGAGGGCCGGAGGCAAGCCCGGAGGCGGAGGUGGUGAAGCUGCUGCCCUUCCUGGCGCCGGGCGCGCGGGUGGACCUGCAGGCGGCGGCGGUGGGACACGUGCUGGCGCUGACUGGCUGCGGGCCCGGCCGCGCGCUGUUGGCGGGGCAGGCGGCGCUGCUGCAGGCGCUGAUGGAGCUGGCGCCGGCCUCUGCCCCGGCCCGCGACGCCGCCCGCGCGCUCGUGAACUUGGCCGCUGACCCCGGCCUGCACGAGACAUUGCUGGCGGCCGACCCCGGGCUGCCAGCGCGCCUGCUGGGCCGCGCGUUGGACCCGCAGUGGCCCUGGGCCGAGGAGGCGGCCGCCGCGCUGGCCAACCUCAGUCGCGAGCCGGCGCCGUGUGCCGCGCUGAUGGCGGCGCUGGCGGCCGCGGAGCCGGCAGACUCGGGCCUGGAGCGGCUGGUGCGCGCUCUGUGCACGCCCGGCUACAACGCCCGCACGCCCCUGCACUACCUGGCGCCGCUGCUCUCCAACCUCAGCCAACGCCCUGCGGCGCGGGCCUUCCUACUGGACCCCGACAGGUGCGUGGUCCAGCGGCUGCUGCCCCUUACCCAGUACCCCGACUCGUCUGUACGCAGGGGCGGGGUGGUAGGGACGCUGCGGAAUUGCUGCUUCGAGCACCGACAUCACGAGUGGUUGCUUGGACCUGAGGUGGACAUUCUCCCCUUUUUGCUCCUGCCCUUGGCUGGGCCUGAGGAUUUCUCCGAGGAAGAGAUGGAACGGCUGCCUGUCGACUUGCAGUACCUGCCACCAGACAAGCAGCGAGAACCUGAUGCAGACAUCCGCAAGAUGCUUGUUGAAGCCAUCAUGCUGCUGACAGCCACAGCACCAGGUCGGCAGCACGUGCGGGACCAAGGAGCCUACCUGAUCCUUCGAGAGCUGCACAGCUGGGAGCCAGAGCCUGACGUGCGGACGGCUUGUGAGAAGCUCAUCCAGGUGCUUAUUGGGGACGAGCCUGAACGUGGCAUGGAAAACCUGCUGGAGGUGCAGGUGCCUGAGGAUGUGGAGCAGCAGCUGCAGCAGCUGGAUUGCCGGGAGCAGGAGCAGUUGGAGCGGGAGCUGGCCCCAGAGCCAUGGGUGGAGAGGGCCACACCCACCUGAGGCCCCUGCAGCCGGACACCAGCUCCAGGGUCCCCUUUGCCAGGCUUUCUCAGACCAGGGCUUCCUGCAGCUGCCUACAGGCCCCUUGGGUCCCCUUGUUCAGAGACUGUGCUCUUCUGAGAAGCAGAGCUACACUUAGGCUCCAGUAAGGAUUGAAGGCACUUCCCAGCCCUGUGCAGUGUUGCUACCAGCAAGAAUGAAGGUUGUGCACAGCAGUACUGUGAGCUAGGCACCGUGACUCGGCUGCCUGUGCAGAAGGUGGAGGUGGCAGGCGGAUGGCCAGGGAGCCGUGAGAAGACUCUUCCUGGGCACGGUGUCGGGACUGGACAGAAAACCACUGCAAGCCCCGAGGAGCCAGCUGAAGCCUCCCAAUCCCCAGGGAACUGCAGGGUCUGGGCAGAGGUGGGUGCAUAGGUACAAGUGCUGCUUUGUCAGCCCCACUCCCUGCGGCUCUCAGCUCCCUGUUCCCUGAGACCUGGCCUCAAAGGGCUGACCCAGCCAUAUGUAGAUCCUGGGGUCUUUCUAGGACUGUGCCUCCCUGCUUGCUAGGACCCUGCCCUCAACCCUUGUCAGCUCCCUAAGUCUUCCUGUUUCCCAGUCUCAGAUUGAGUGGGUGCUCUCAUUGGCCUCUCUAGCUAGGCCAUCUCCCUGGUCAGCUUCCUUGAGCCUGGGUCACUCCUCUCUGGCCUUCUUACCUCUGCCAAGAGCCUCCAGAUGUGCCUGCAGCCUGGUCCCUGUCCAAGCUUCUCCCCCAGCCACCCUCUGCCCCUGUGGUAGAGCCCACUAUGGGCUCAGGGGCCUUACGUGCUUCUCCCCUGGACCUAUGUGCAUCCCCCCACCUGCCAGUUAUGUGGCUGCCAAGCCCCACAGGCUGUCAUGGUGGCUCUUGCCACACACUUCCAUUCCUGAGCUGAUCUGACCUCACUGCCACCUCUUGCACUGGGCUCCUGAGGGCUGGCCCCUGCUCACUGAUGGGCCCUCCCAGGCCCCUUGAGCCCUGGUGAAGGAGCUUAGCUUGUCUUCUUGGGAGUUCACAAUGCCUCACUCCACACCCUUAAACUGGAGCGUCCCCUGUGGUCUCCUGCUGUGGCUCGGGUGCUGGGCAUCUCCCACCUCCAGGAUCUCCUCUCACCUGCCCCCAUUAAAGCUCUGCCACUCAUGCAGGCAUGUGUGGACCAUGUUUUCCCCUGGCCAGAGCCCCCACCUGCCACUGGAGGCCACUUGCCCUCUUAGGCAGUCAGACAUCUGCACUCUCUUCACAGAAUAAAUGCUUCAUCUGGCCUUGC